Molecule: messenger RNA, 663 nt
Organism: Mytilinidion resinicola
Lineage: Eukaryota; Fungi; Ascomycota; Dothideomycetes; Mytilinidiales; Mytilinidiaceae
Product: HET-domain-containing protein
Exons: 1
Source: RefSeq, a predicted model, not a curated record
AAUUGGGUUCAGACCUGCAAGGAACAUCACCAUCAAACCCUCUGCGGCACCGCUCAUACCCCGCUGAGAGAGGACGCUGAAAGAGAGUUCCGGCUCAUUGACCUCGAGAAAAUGUGUGUAGUGCUCGCUCCUUCGACUGAGCAGUACGCAGCGCUGAGCUACGUCUGGGGAGAAAGCGGCGCCAAGCUCGCACUUGUAAAGUCAAAUCAGAGUGUGUUCGAAACGGAAGGAUCUUUCCUUGGACAUGAUUUGCCAGAAACGAUUUUGGAUGCAAUGUCAGUGUGUAAGGAGCUAGGUAUCAACUACCUGUGGGUAGAUGCCCUGUGUAUUGUACAGGACACCAACGAGACGAAGCUGGCCCAGAUUACUUCUAUGGACAAGAUCUACUCUAAUGCUUCGCUGACAAUCAUUGCAUUGGCAGCAACGUCUGGCGCCUCGGGCCUCUUUGGUACUGCGAACCGCCGCCGACAGGAAUGGGUCUUCUCUCGCCGGGCAUACUUGCCUCAAAUGCAUGAAACACAGUCGUCGCUGCCAAAUGAGCUCCUGGCUACUAAAUGGAAUACAAGGGGCUGGACGUACCAGGAACGCAUCUUGUCUCGCCGAUGCCUGUACUUUGGACAGGACUCGGUCUAUUUCCAGUGUCGCCAGGCCGUUUGCGAUGAA